Messenger RNA from Anguilla rostrata (American eel), 4274 nucleotides. It is a transcript of the gene brf2, whose product is annotated as BRF2 RNA polymerase III transcription initiation factor subunit. NCBI's taxonomy places the organism in Eukaryota, Metazoa, Chordata, Actinopteri, Anguilliformes, Anguillidae. Bases 289 to 1905 code for a protein of 538 amino acids. The transcript is spliced from 5 exons. Gene Ontology annotation, biological process: DNA-templated transcription initiation; transcription preinitiation complex assembly. Gene Ontology annotation, cellular component: nucleus; transcription preinitiation complex. The record is from RefSeq and is a predicted model, not a curated record. Gene Ontology annotation, molecular function: TBP-class protein binding.
UACCCGUUCGCUUAACGUAAAUCAAUAAUGAAUGAUAGACUGUCUAGCUAGUUUUGUCGAAGUACAGGUUUGUUGUUCUUCUGCCAUGGUAGACCAUUGUUUUCUGUUAUGCCGAAGGGGCGGAAAGUUUGCUAACUUUAACAUUUUUCUUUAUUUUCUGGAUUUGUUAUCCGGUAGAAUUAACAUUACCGAUAGCACACCGCUAAAUUGUGAAAUGACUCCUCAGGCUUACUUGACUGUCUUCCUAGAAAUCGUUGUGUGUGCUUUGUACGAUCAUGUCAUUAAUUUAUGAGUGUGCUUUUGUUACUGUAUUCACUUGUUAGCGAGCUAAUUCAAGCAGAACGUAAACCGGCAGCAGGCACAGGAUCGGUUGGUAUUAUGGCAUCCGGAAAGACCUGUCCAGAUUGUGGCUCAUCCAAUUUGGUGGACGACUCCUUAUACUCGCAGUGUCAGCUGGUGUGCGCAGACUGCGGGUCUGUGGUGUCUGAGGGCUUGCUUACCACAACUCGAAGUGAGGAAAUCCAGGGCACAGAUGUCAGAUACAGUGAAACCACAGUUGUAGUUAAACAGCCGUGCCGUAAUCAAAUUCAAGGUCUGAAGCGGGUGCGUGCGCUGUGCCGGAUCCUGCGGUUCCCCCGGGUCAUAGAGGAGACGGCGGAGAGCCUGUUCCAGCGGGCCUACGAGCACCCCGCUUUCCUCAAGGUGUCCCUCCAGAAGAAGGAGGUUCUCGGGGGCAGCUGCGUUCUGCUGAGCAGCCGACAGCACAACUGGCCCGUUGCCAUGGGGACCAUCUACUCGCUGCUGGAGGCCAGUGAGCACGCCAUGGGCAUGGUGUACAAUGAGCUGGUGAAGAUCCUGAACGUGGAGGCCCCUUCCCACAGCAUCAUGGACCUGCUGCAGAGCCACUGCCACCAGUACAAGCUGAGCCCCGCGGAUGUGCCGGAGGUGUUCAGCGAGAGCGCGGCUCGGCUGGUGGAGCGCUCGGCUCAGCUGCUGGAGCUGGCGGCCGACACCUGGCUGGUGACGGGGCGGCACCCCGUGCACGUGCUGGCGGGCGUGGUCUACCUGGCCUGGCUCUCCCUGAAGCCCUGCAAGGCGCGGCUGGGCGUGCAGCUGGCCCGCUUCUGCAGGCUGGCCAAGGUGGGCCUGCCCGGCCGGGCGGCGCUGCGGGUGGGUGAGCUGAAGGAGGUCCUGUGCCAACUGGGCCGGGAGCUGCCCUGGCUGAGGGGCACACCCGUGGAGCCGCGCACCGUCGCCACGGUGACCGCCGACAUCCUCGCACACCGCGUCCUGCUGAUGAGGAAGGCCAUGCGGAGCUUCGAGCGCGAGCUGCAGCCAGACCCCGCCCCCGAGGGUCAAGCCUGCCCAGACCCCGCCCCCGAGGGUCAAGCCUGCCCAGACCCCGCCCCCGAGGGUCAAGCCUGCCCAGACCCCGCCCCCGAGGGUCAAGCCUGCCCAGACCCCGCCCCCGAGCGCCAAGCCUGCCCAGACCCCGCCCCCGAGGGUCAAGCCUGCCCAGACCCCGCCCCCGAGCGCCAAGCCUGCCCAGACCCCGCCCCCGAGCGCCAAGCCUGCCCAGACCCCGCCCCCGAGCGCCAAGCCUGCCCAGACCCCGCCCCCGAGCGCCAAGCCUGCCCAGACCCCGCCCCCGAGCGCCAAGCCUGCCCAGACCCCGCCCCUGGGGAGAACGUCCCCAUUCCUGAUAGCAACUGGGCGAAAAGACACCUGUUUGUGCCCCCCUGUACCAGGAAACCCCGCAAAAAGAGGAGGGUGGAAGAGGUGGGCCCAGUGGUGACGGGGUACGAGGAGAUUUCGGACAGCGAGAUCGAGGGGUACCUGCGGACGCCGCAGGAAAUGGAGGAGUUUGCCGAGUUGCAGAGGAGACUGAUGUCUGCUGAUAAGUGACUCACGUGCGUCUCCUGGGAGAUGUCACACGCCCCGUUCAUACAGGUCAUGAUGCUCACCUGAGGGACAAUGACGGCAGGACUGUCCGGUUCCUGGCUUUUUCUUCAACUCUCUAGACCAGUGGUGAAAGCCCUGUUCCUGGGGAUCUAGCGUCCUGUAGGCUUUCACUCCAACCCUAACAAAGCACACCUCAUUCACAGCUAGUGAUCUUUGCAGAAACGGCCUGCAGUGUUCCAGUCUUUGACCAGUCGCGCUCUGUUCUGAAUAAGUCUGACUCAGAGACUUCUCUUCUCACUUUAAUUUGCUAACAUUUGCUGUUAAGGCACAUAAUUGUGUUCAGUUUGUUAAUUGAAGCUUGAUUUCCGACGUGUUUCUGCCUUGAAUUUCCCCCUUUACAUUAAAUUAUUGAUUUUCAGGGCAUUGCUAACUCUUGAACUAACUCGUUUUUUAUUUAUUUUUUAUUAGUGUGGUUGCCUUAGGCAAACACACUAUUAUUAUCGCACAUAUUAUUUAUUUAUUAUUCCACCCAUUUUUUGGACCGCUACUCCUCCCAGACUUUUCGCACCACAUACACGUGCCAUAUGUCAAAUUGACUGGCUUCUUUGGGAAUUGUGUGCUAUUACUUUGUGGAAAGUUUCGCUGCACGGUUUUUGAGAAAUAUGACUUUCUGGCCAAUUUUUCCCAUUGACAAUGAAUGGGGACUGUGACAUACAUAUGUGAGUUAAGAAGUUACAGCAUUGGUCGGCUUUGCACACGUGAUGCACUCUUCUCUACGUUUUUACCUGGUUCAUCUACAGGGUAUUCAGAACCCAGAUACGGUGCAUAUCUCUCUUUUGUCGUAAUUACAGAAGACACACAUUCGUAAACCUCAAAUGCUUUAUACCACAAUUUAGAUAAGACCUUGACAAAGACGUACAUGCACGGAUUGUGUUGUUCAAAUGAGGUUUCCUGGCGACUUAGCCACCAGAAAUUAUAUAGCUGAAUGCGGAAGUGAACGCGAUAAAAACGGUAUUCCAAAUGCAAAACUACAAAUGAAAACGCUGUCAGCUAGGUAUAUCGGCAAACACGUUACGUCCCCAGCCUCUGCUUGCCUGAGUAGUGCAGGUGGAGGUAAUACCCAAUUGCUUAAUUGCUUGAUUGCCUUCACCUGCCUGUGGCCCAAUAUAAGCCUUGCAGUAUGAUGCUGGGGAGAUUCUUCUUUGGGGUUUCUUUUGUGUGGUUUGUGUUUGGUAGGUUUUUGUGAAGCUCCAUUAUUUUACAUAUCAGACUGUACUAAAAAGUGCAACAACGCUGUCAACAACACGUGUGCAUCAGCUUCUGGUCCGGUCUUACUCCAGAAAAAGACGUCAUCUUGUAAUACCACAUGUUGCUUUGGGCGUUCUCGAACUUCGUAGUACAAACUGGCUUGAUCUACGCUUCAUCGAUCCAAUAGGUGACAGAAUAAGCUUUCUAACCAUGUAUAAUAUGUCAAAUUUGACUUUUGUAACACCGUUUAAUAUCCCAGCGUAUUGGAAACUUUGGUCUCAUUAGAGCUGUGUUACAUAUUCAGUCUGUUGUAGCAGGGAAAGCAACGCUUUCUCACCCCAACGCGUUUGCUAAAGUACACAACUCCACUUGCAUGUUGUUGAUGCACCCCUUGCUGCAACAGAAGCUAGUAGUACUGGCUACCAGCCGAUACUUAUUCACAGAAGCUGUAUUUAAAAUGAGUUAAAAUGCAACUAUUUUAACACAUUUCUCGCCUCAUUUUCGUUCUUGGAAAUUCGGCUCGGCUAACACGUAAUAGGCUACUCUGUCUAUGAGUUGGUCUCAGACAUAACAGAUUAGACUCUGAAUUACAGCCCAAUUAAAUGUUUUUAGUUGUGUGGUUGAAAUGAGCUGAAAUUCACGCAAAAUCAUACGUCAAUCAAAUUAAUCUCCCUAGCCCCGUCUUGCUUUUUUAAAAUGGUGCGAUCACGCAGUGUAGACGUAGGGUUUUUCCAAGACCCUCUGAACAUGCCAGCUAGCUUUAUGAUUCGCCAUCACUCGUCACCGCAUACCGCGAGUAAAACACUGAGAUCUCAAGUUUUGAUGAAAGGAUAAUUUAUCUCUGAAUUUAUGUGUCGCAAAUAAACUCCUUGCCGUGAUGUUAUAUCAUGUACACAAUACUCUGUCUCUGCUUAUACUACAGAAACUGUUCGCUCUGUUCAGCACAAAGUCGACCACACUUCACAAUGUCUGCAGGAAUUGUCUAGUUUUAUUUGUAAUGCCCAGGGAUAACUCUCUGCAGGAAUUGUCUAUCUUGCUUUUCCAGUGAGAGUAUUAUUGUAAGCCAGCCAUUUUCAGUUAUCUUCACUGUUGUACAUCCUAAAUAAAUGACCCGUUCUUCCAUG